Pungitius pungitius (ninespine stickleback) is the source of this 783-nucleotide messenger RNA. Its product is annotated as apolipoprotein D-like. The transcript is spliced from 4 exons. Gene Ontology annotation, molecular function: lipid binding. NCBI's taxonomy places the organism in Eukaryota, Metazoa, Chordata, Actinopteri, Perciformes, Gasterosteidae. Gene Ontology annotation, biological process: brain development; lipid metabolic process; tissue regeneration. Gene Ontology annotation, cellular component: cytoplasm. The record is from RefSeq and is a predicted model, not a curated record. Bases 74 to 637 code for a protein of 187 amino acids.
GAUCUCUCUGUAGUAACCUCCGGAUUCUCAAUAAUCUUGCUGUUUUUUGUUGUCUGCAGGUCGUAUUAACAAGAUGAAGGCCAUGCAGGUGAUUUUCUUGACUCUUCUGGUUGUCCUGGUAACCAGCGCUCAGGUGUCCGAGGAAUGUCCCACACCAGAUGUUCAGGCCAACUUUGAUGUUUCCAAGUACCUCGGUAAGUGGUACGGAAUCAAGAAGGUGCAAAACUCCUUCCAGAAAGGAGAGUGCAGCACUGCCCUCUACAGCCUGAAGAGUCCUGGAGUCAUCGGGGUCCUCAACAGUGGACUGCUUGAAGAUGGAACCAUUAGAUCCGCUGUUGCCACUGCGCAGGUCACAAACUCCUCUGAGCCUGCCAAGCUGGAGGUCACCUUCUCUCAAGCAUCUUCUUCUGCUCCCUACUGGGUGCUGUCCACGGACUACGAGGGCUACUCCCUGGUCUACAGCUGCUCCGACAUCAAGUCCGGCAGAGAGUACGCUUGGAUCCUCAGCAGAGAGCCCACUCUGCCCCAGGAGACCGUAGAGAAGCUGGAAGGCAUCUUGUCCUCCAUCGGAGUCGACGUGAACAAGAUGCUCCCCACCAAACAGGACGAGGCUUACUGCAGCAUCAUGCACCAGUAAACAGAGAUCCUCCCGCUUCAGCCUCUGCAGGACUGAGACGAGGCGACGCGGAUCCAUGAUGUGACGACACACUGCUGUUUGCAGUGUGAGCUGCUUCACACUGUAGAUACGUCAUGCAAAGUUAUUGCAAUAAACAUGUAAAAGAA